This is a messenger RNA of Cynoglossus semilaevis (tongue sole), 4448 nucleotides long. Its product is annotated as MAP kinase-activated protein kinase 5. The transcript is spliced from 14 exons. Gene Ontology annotation, biological process: protein phosphorylation. The record is from RefSeq and is a predicted model, not a curated record. NCBI's taxonomy places the organism in Eukaryota, Metazoa, Chordata, Actinopteri, Pleuronectiformes, Cynoglossidae. The coding region runs from base 1702 to 3117 and encodes 471 amino acids. Gene Ontology annotation, molecular function: protein kinase activity; ATP binding.
AAAAUAAAAAUUUCUACUUUUAAAAAUUUAAAAAAUUAGUUAAUGGAGUUCGAAAGCAGUCCUUCGAAAAGGGUUUUUAUUUUUGACCAGAUAUUCAAAGUAAUGUUUUAUAAUAUGGAUUAUAAAAACAUCGAAAUAAUAAGAUAUAUAAUAAAUAUUUUAGAAUAUUCUACAGCGAUUUGAAUGGGCCAAUUACCGUGUAAACACUAAAUGUUCACUUUUCCGUUCGACAACGCAAAGCAUGUAUAUCUGUCCUUAAAUAAGCCUUUGGUAAGAAACAAUGUGUUAACUAGAGUUAAGCUAUCGGAAAAACCGCUGCCAUUCGCACACCAUGGCCACCAAUAUGCAUCUGGCUAAUGUCACGUUUAAUUGCCGGUCCGCUAAAUUGGCAAUUAAGGUGGACCCAGACAACUGAUAAAGACAUUAACCUACGUAUAAACGUUUAUUGAUCUUUUCCAUUGAGAUUUUAUUUUACAAUUAACUUAUGUUUAAUUUAGGACUCUACAGAUAAAAUAAACUUAGCAUUUGAUAAGACAGUUUGCAUCCGUGGAGUCGUCGCAACCCAACCCUUUAAAUACAUGGAGGGGCCUUAGAAGGACCUGUCAUUGUAUGUCCGUUCUAAGGUAAUACAUUAAAUAUACAGUACGUUCAGAUUUACGAUGCUCAACUUCACUUUAUUUUGACUAACGAGUAUUAUAAACGUAUGUAUCUGUUGAUAUAAAUGUUUAUUUAAAGAAAACACACAAAAUGUAAUUGAAUAAACUAUUUUUUCUAUAUUUUGCAAGGCAAUAUCCUCUGACAGCUACUGCGUAGUGCCGACUCGGCUUGUGUGUUAGUGUAGCUACAAACUGUGAUUAGUACAAUUGCCAAUAUAAGCUUGUAUGUCUUUAUUACAUUUCAGAAGUCGUUCCCAUUCACCAUUGAUAAAGCUGGAAUACUGGCAUUUUACAUUACGAAUGCUAACCGGAAUGCUGCUACUUACAGCUACUAAAAGAUAAACGGAGCUAACCUGCUAAGUCUAGUAGCUCGAUACCGCAUAACAUACUUUUGGCUCGACGACAAAAUAGACCGCUGCUGUGUUUUGGGGAACACUGUGUGGUUAAAGGGACACCUUUAAAUCAAUGCUUAUGACCGACGGCACAGGCCAGAAUCGCGGGCUUUCUCCUGUGCGGUUUUUUCACUGAGGUUGCCUUUGCGGUGCUGCCAAUCCACCUAGAUCGUGGCAGUAGUAGUUUGCUAGUAGCUUUUAGCCGGUCCCUUGUGUGUUCGCAGCAUUAACACAACGCUGCUCUCGUCUUGCCGGCUAAAAAUACACUUCUUGUCCUUAAUGCCCGUCCAAAAGUGGUGGCCUAGUCCAUGACGGACUUGUUCUUUGUUUUUCUGAUCAAACUGUUGUAAGUUUGUACAUGGUUACCACCGUCCGUUCAAUACGACUGGAAGAGCGAGUGGUACUCCGAUGCGGUGAGGUGAGCUUGUCGGCUCCAACGAUACCUAAACCCAGCUUGUGGACUUCAGAUCUGUGGCUAUUCAGUGGCCAGACACAUUCUGUCCUAAUGGCAGCGUCUCGUUAUCAGUAGUUACGUAAAAACAUUUAGUCCAACCUCGUGUUGGAAGACUGGUAACUUUGUAUCUGCGCUUUGUAUCAGCGCUUUGUCUUUACUAUCAACUGGCAAGAUAGGCUCGAUCUGUCCUGAGGACACGAUGUCGGAGGACAGCAACGCAGACAAGUUCAUAAAGGAGUCGUCAAUUCUGGACGAGUACAACAUAAACUGGACACAGAAGUUAGGGGCUGGGAUCAGUGGGCCUGUCAGAGUUUGUGUGAAGAAAUCGACUCAGGAACGGCUGGCUCUGAAGAUCCUCAUCGAUCGCCCUAAGGCCAGAAACGAGGUGCGUCUCCACGUGAUGUGUGCUCAUCAUCCAAACAUUGUGCAAAUCUUAGAGGUGUACGCCAACAGUGUCCAGUUUCCACAUGAGUCCAGUCCAAGAGCUAGGCUCCUGAUUGUCAUGGAGAUGAUGGAAGGAGGUGAGCUGUUCCACAGAAUCAGUCAGCACAGGCACUUUACUGAGAAGAUGGCCAGCCAGGUCACCAAACAGAUCAGUCAGGCCCUGGAACACUGUCACUCCUUAAAUAUUGCACAUCGCGACUUGAAGCCAGAGAACCUGCUCUUCAAGGAUAACUCUUUAGAUGCCCCUGUGAAGUUAUGUGACUUUGGCUUUGCCAAAAUAGAUCAGGGAGACCUGAUGACUCCUCAAUUCACUCCUUACUACGUAGCACCUCAGGUACUUGAGGCUCAAAGAAGACACCAGAAGGAAAAGUCUGGAAUCAUUCCUACCUCACCAACUCCUUAUACCUACAACAAGAGCUGUGACCUGUGGUCUAUGGGUGUUAUCAUCUACGUCAUGUUGUGUGGCUACCCUCCGUUCUACUCCAAACACCACAGCCGCACCAUCCCAAAGGACAUGAGGAAGAAGAUCAUGACGGGAAGCUUCGAUUUCCCUGAAGAUGAGUGGAGUCAGAUCUCAGAAAUGGCCAAGGACAUCGUUCGCAAGCUGCUGAAGGUGAAACCAGAGGAGAGACUGACCAUUGAAGGAGUCCUGGCUCAUCCCUGGCUAAACUGCACCGAGGCCCUGGACAACGUGCUGCCUUCUGCUCAGAUGAUGAUGGACAAAGCUGUAGUAGCUGGUAUCCAGCAGGCCCAUGCAGAGCAGUUGGCCAGCAUGAGAAUCCAGGACAUGAACAUCAGCCUGAAGCCACUCAACUCUGUCAACAACCCAAUCCUCAGGAAGAGAAAACUACUAGGCCCAAAGCCAAGUGACGCUAUCUUCAUCCACGACCCAGAGAACGGAGGUGAAGACUCCAACGUAGCGCUGGAAAAAUUACGAGAUGUGAUUGCACAGUGUAUUCUCCCACAGGCAGGAGAGAAUGAGGAUGAGAAGCUGAACGAGGUGAUGCACGAAGCCUGGAGGUUCAACCGAGACUGUAAACUGCUGAGAGAAGGUCUGCAGGGACUCAGCUGGGACGGUCGAGUGUUUUCAGAUAAGGUGGAUCGUUUGAAGUUGGCGGAAAUAGUCAAACUGGCCAUUGAGGAGAAAACCAACCUUCAACAGUCUCAUUAGCAAAUGCUGAAUCUUCUUUUUUAUAUUGUUUAAUAUUUGACCUUUGACCUUUUUGUGCAGAUGCUUUUUAUGUAAACAAAUUUCAGUUUUUUUCAUGAAAGCACCUGCAAAUACCUAAUGCACAGCUGUAGAUAUAUUUCAAAAAAGGACUCAUUGGUACUAAAAUGCUUUUUGAAAAAGACACUUGCCAAAAACACGGUUAAAAAAAAUGUUUCAUCUUUUUUGCAACAAAAGCAGAAAGAGAAAAAUCUUAAUCGUUUUCUGGGAGGCAUUUUGUAUGAACUGUAUGUCUUAGACACAAUUUAUUUCAUCUCUAUUUUUUUUUUCUAACAAUCCUUAUAAUUUUAUUUAUUGAAACCUUUAUUAUUGCAACAGGGCUUUGAUCUUUAAAGAUGAAAAGCCGUUCUUCCACACACUUCUUGAAUGUCAUAAAAAGCUGUAAGUUCUUCUUGUAUUAUCACUCCGAAACAACACCUUAGAUCAUAAGAAGUCUGAGAGCUGAAAUUAAUUAUAUGAGACACCAUCAAUGGCUGAGAGUAUUGUCAAUAUAAAAGAACGUGUUCAACACAGUGGGUGUUCUGCUGGUUGUAAAUGCAGACCGGCAGGUAAAAGGGAAAAGUUGUAGGAAAUGCUGUUAGACUGGGCUUUUGGCCUCUAAACAUCUCAGAAUAUCAUUACAAGUGUAAUGCAACAUACACAUGUUUUAACAAGACAGCAAUGUGUGUAUGUGUUAGUUACAAGGAGAAUAACUGUCUGUGUUGGAUCAUAUGUUCAUUACAAUGACUAUACGUGUGUUUUUAACCUAGAGUUUUCCACUUCACUAACAGUGACAGUGAGCUGAUCCUGACCUUUCCCCUACUAAUGCUCCUGCUUCCUCAUUUUUCCCACAUGGUUUUUACCUCAUUGUUUCUGUUCUUCACUGCCACCUACUGGGUCUUUUUCCAUUACUGAACUGGUAUUUACACCCUGAAGUCCCAAGCACACCUGCAAGAAAAAAAUAGGGAACAAGAAGUAAAUAGAGGCAGAGGGUGGCAUCACUGCACAGGGAAACACUACACUUACAAAAGAAGAUUGAUUUGUUUAAAGAACAUUGCUGUAUGAUGACUAAUGAAGGGCUAACACAUGACUAACGAACACGCUGCCUAACGUGAUGAUGAUGAACAGUUAAAUGUUAAUACAUGCACCAACAUUUAAAAUGAAAAUGCAACCAUUAAUAUGAUUUAGUGCUGCAGGGUUUUGUCCAAAGUUCAGUUUGUAUCCAAUAUUAUUUAUUUGUUGAGAGGACUCUGACCUGUUUGAGUGCACAGCAGAUAAAUGGUUUUGGUUGUUAA